CACGAGUUUUCCCACUAACCGUAACAACGAACUUAAGACAUUUCGAUUUCACAAUCAUUAGGUAGUAAGGCUUAAAAACCGAGCGAAAACUUUCUAGUUGGUGAUUUUUCCGAAGCUUUGUUUGAAAUUUUCACGGUUCUACGUUCAAAAUAUAGGAAUCUCUUGAGAUAUUCUGCGUUUUUGUUCCCAGCCAUAUAAAAUCAAAAGUGCACGGCCUAAAAUGGGUAGUGCGCCUUCGACACCCAACCACAGCCAGGAGCAAUUGAAUGAUCCUUGGUGGCCGCUUGAAAACGAACAUUUCAGUUUAGCUCUUCCCCCAAAUGUAGUCCCAGCAAGGGUUGAUCUUGAAAGGAUUAAUAAAAGUAGUGCUGGUGUUAAUGAAAGAAGUAGUGAUAUAAAAGUGGAUAGUGAACUUUCGAAUAAGACAAAUCUGUCUUCUGAAGAGAAAUCUGAUAAAGAGGUUGCAAAGAGGAGUGAACGUAGGGAACAGACCUUAGAGGAGUUCAAGGAGAAUUUGCAGCAGAAAAGGAUGGCUCGUCAGAGUGCUGUUGCGGAUAUUCGUAAUGAGUUAGAAACUUUGCGGAGCCAGUUGGCAGCGGAGAGAGAAGUGAACAGGCAAUUGAGGGCAGGAGUCAACGUGUCGCAAGCCAUGUGUGAUGCUUGCACGAGCACCGACCCAUAUGAAGUGCCUGAGCCCAAAAGCCUUUGUGAGAACGAUGAAACAGGGUCAAGUACUGCGUCGCUGAGAGCGCAAUUGGCAGAGGUACAGCUGUCGCUGCAAUUAGCUAAUGCCGAUAAUUUGUCAUUGACAACUGAGGUGGGAGUCGUUCGAAAGCAGGUCGCAUCGCUGAAAAAAGUGAUUUCAUGCAGUAAAGAAAUGAUUAAAGUACGUGAGGAGCAAGUUGUACAGCUCAAGGCAAAACUGCAGGAAAUUGAAAAUUCCUUAGCUGAACGCGAACUAAGGAUUAUGUCCGAUGAUCUACGACAGGAAUACAAUCGGCAGCUCGCCAAUAUUCGGAAUUUGCGACAACUGUACGAGGAGAGAGCACGUGUAAGUGCGGCGGAGCGGGAGAACUUACUUCGUCAGGUCUCAAUCAAGAAAGAUGAAUUAGCCGCAGAAACUGAAAAAGUGAAGAAUUUUGAGGAACGCGUUUCGUCAUUGGAAACAGAGUUGAACGCCACACACAAAAGUUUAUCAGUAUCGAAAAUACAAUGCGAGGAAUUCAAAUUUGAAAAUAAAGGACUCAAAGAGGAAAUGGCCGCAAUAAAUACGCUUUUCAGUCAAAUGUUGACCGGAUUCAAUGGAGUCAAUAACCUUGAUAUUGAUAGGCUCACCACAAUGCUCGAGGAAAAUCGAACACUUUUGAAUGAGAUGGCCACAACUGAAACAGACUCAGAAGGAGCAUGCCUUCCAAAACUUCUGUUCGAGAUAGUGAAGGAGGCAAAUAAUGAAGACGAUACAUCAGAGACACUUAAUGAAAGCAGCGAUGAGCUGGACACAGCUCGAAGCAACCUCCGCCUCUCUUCGUCCCAAGAAAUUAUUGGCAAUUUACCAAAAGUCUGGCGAGUUCUAAUGGAAUUACUUAACCACCAGAAGAUAGCCCAAGUUGAGUUUCAGGAAAAUGGACAAGGGGAAGAUUGCUACAAAUCCAUUCAAACACCGACUGGACCAAAGGUAGAGCUGAGUGUCAGCAAAACGUACAUAAAGCUAAAGGACCUAAUCUUGGAGAAAAAGGCGCUACAGAAGGAAACUACUCGAUUGAAAACUUUGAACGGACAUUUGGAGCGACGAUUGAAUGAUCAGGAGAAGCGACUGAGCACUGUGAGUUUGGAACUUACAAAAACUUGGCAUCUGGUUGGGAAGAUGCAACGGCAACAUCGUCAAUUACACACCCAUGAGCAGAUCCUGAGAUACCAGUUGCAGCAGAAAAGAAGACAUUUGAAUGAAUUGAAAGAUGAACUCGAAUACUGCAGAAGAAAAUGGGCUGCGGCCCGUGCCAAGAAUGCCGAAUCACAGAUUCAAUGUGAAGAUUUACGUAGGGAGUUUGCUAGUAGGAAGCUACAGGAUGCUAAUAAUUCCGCAGAAAGUGGAUACAGUGAUGGACCGUUGUCGGAUGAUGACGAUGUCGAUGUGUCAAAGAAAGACUAUUCAAAUCUUUUCACCGUAAGUCGAAAGCUUGAAAGAACCCGUAGCCAGUCCCCAAAUCGAUCUGUUUUUGAUGGGCUGCUGAAACGCGGAAAUAGUGCUCCUCAUAUAGCUGCUUUUUUGACGGAGCUCAUGCAUACCACGAAAGAAAUUGCUAGUGAAGUCCCUCCGCAAAAUGUAGCUGCAAGUAGUGUAGUGUUUGAAGACGUAUUAGCAAGAGCUACAGUGGUUGAUCCUCCUAAGGAAGUAGCCAUCUCGACAGUGGUUUCUAAUCCCCUUCCUGUCAAACAAGGUCUAGUUCCUAGUAGAGCCAAUAUAUCUGGAGUUGCUUCGAGUUCCUCAGGUACGGUUCCUAAACGAGGAGUUAAGCUCUCUAGGAGCAGGCGAGAGGAAAAGAAAAGCAAAACUAAACCUGAAGAGGAAACUUUGGAGGAAAUGUUUUACAGGAUUGGUGGCGAAGUGAAGGAACCCACAUUAGAUUCAAUGGAGGAUGCUGAGGAGAAACGCAUUGACCGAGCAGCGCGGAUUCAACGACUUGAAAAUCAAUGUAAAUCGCUAAUUACUCAAGUGAUCGAAACUUCAACCUGCCGUGAUCAACUUAACGAACAACUAAGUCGAUUCCAGGAAGAAUUAGAACCAGUGGCAAGUGGAUCAGCCACGCAGUCAACCAAUGAUGAUGGAGAGCAAUCUACUCGGCGAGCGGAAAGAUUAAAACGUUUAGAAACAGAAAGCGAACAAUUACUUAAGCGAAUAAAAAAGACAACUGAUCGCGGCAAAACAAUGACUUCUCGCUUAGAUUACCUUCAUUCACGUAUGACGAGUAGAGAAAGUAGCUUUGAUGAAUCGGAAAGUGCGAGGGGUUCACCUAAACCUCAUUCUAAUGAGGACCAGUUUCCUAAGGGCUCUGAUCCUGAAACUCGGGCUGAACAUCCUGUAAAGCUGACUGAAACUGAAGAGGCAUACUUGGCAAGAAGGACUGAAAGGAUCCAAAGACUCGAAGAGGAAAGUAGACAAUUGCAAAACGCGGUUGCAAGAAAUACGCAAAGGGGAAUAGACUUAAGUUCAAAACUGGAUGAUUUGCACGAAAAGUACGGAGCUAGUGCCAUUGAUGCUAGCAGUCCCAAGGAGGUGAACGAGUCGGAUGAAUCAAAAGCCACUGAAUCUGAUUUAUCAGUAAACUCAGGAGAGAUGACGAAGGCUGACCCAUCUGAGGACACAUUUCCAACUGAUCGGGAUGGAUCUUCGAAAGAGGGCUGCAAUUCACAUGAGGGAGAAAAUGUAAAGAGGGAUUCCGGUGGCAACGAAAAUCCGUGAAUAAAGUUUUUGUUUGAAUGAUUAGAUUAGGUUUCCUUUUAACUAGUUAUUUGUACAUGUAUACUAUUCAGGGUGUUUUUGAUACAAAUAAAGUUUAUCGAGCAUAUUA
Messenger RNA from Hermetia illucens (black soldier fly), 3569 nucleotides. Its product is annotated as myosin-2 heavy chain. Lineage: Eukaryota; Metazoa; Arthropoda; Insecta; Diptera; Stratiomyidae. The record is from RefSeq and is a predicted model, not a curated record. The coding region runs from base 221 to 3460 and encodes 1079 amino acids. The transcript has 5 exons.